AUGAUACGACUAACGGUGAUGGAAGAAGGAUCUGAUGGUCCUAAGGACACAUUCACAGUUGUCCCGGGGUUCAUGCAACUCUCAAAGCAAUGGCAACCAGCUUCUCCGAAUGCUUCGUACCAUAUCACCAUGUAUGAGACUGGAUGGCCAGUUAAAGUCACAAGACUCAUUAGGGUUUCGGAAGAAGACACGAAGAAAUGCGCUCGCAUCACAUGCAAUACAUAUGCUCGAGAACGGCCAAAAGAUGGUUCCUCAGACUUCAAUUCCGCAAACCAAAUCAGGAUAGAGCUCGAAUUGCUGGAUCCCUUUUACAUUACCGUUCGUUCUAAUGAUAACUGGAGGCAAUCGUUUCUUCUACAGUUCCACCACGCAUGCCUGAAACUCUUUAUCAGUUUCCUCAACAUCUUGGAAGCAGACGAGAUCGACCAUGCAGAUGAUGCAGCCACAAACCCCAGCAAGGCCGAGCUUCGGCAGUGGAAUUUGAAGACAAUCAUCAAGCGGUCGUACGAAUAUCAAGACCUUGCAGAGAUGGGUCGUAAAUUAAUAUGCACCACGGAAUCUCUGAUUGAUGUUGUGAGAUCGAUGUCUCCAGUCGUUGACACACCACUUCAUACGAAUAAGUUCAUGGCAAUUGACAUGGAAUUGCGAGGGCUCUGUCGGGAGGCAAGGGAGCAACUUCAGAACUUCUCUGAUCGACUUGAUCACGAUCUGAAAUACCUCGAACUCGCACGGAACAUCAAUCAAAAUAGGGGCGUCCAACAACUUACCCUCUUGGCUACAAUCUUUCUGCCUCUAUCGCUCGCUGCCGGUGUUCUGAGCAUGCAAACGAGGUUCAAAGAUCUAGGGACACUUCUGUACGACUUCUUCGGCGUGGUGGUGCUUCUCGCGGCUAUCGUUCUCAUUAUCAUGAUCCUGUUGAGUCUUGUGGCUGUUGUAAAAGAAUUAGACAACUACAACCCGCAACGUCCUCUGAUUGCUGAAAAUCGACCAAAUAUCGCGAUUCCUUCUUCGUAUCUGGAGAACACGAUCGGCGUGCUCCGCAAUAGGGGGGCAUAUACCCACAAGGCGUGGGAAGCGUGCCAGCUAAAGCUGGAGGAACUCGACGAUCAGGAGGCCGAAGUGAAUGUGUUCGCUGUCCUCGACGCGGCAGAGGACGCGUACAACGAGGUGAUCCUGGAUCUGAAGGACUUCUCGCACCUUCAAAGCGAUGCGGAAGAAGACCCUAGUGUUCUCCUUCGACCGGUAGCAGACGUGCUGGUGAUCGACACCUUUUGCACAGAGCUGGCUAAGACCCGCGAGAUACUGUCUGGAAAUGCCACCAGCGAAAGUGGUGAACCCGUCGAACGAUUCACGGGCAUCGACAAGCUUCUUACCCAAGCACUCCCGCAGCUUGAGAAGUUUUUUUUGGAGCAGAACAACACAACCGUCGUGUUCUUGAUGAUCUUGGAGAUCAUCCAACUACAACGCUUUGUGGAGGAGCAGGGGCAGGGCAAGUGGCUCCAGCCUCUGAAGGAUUCCCUUGGGGAUGCUCUAUAUGAGCAAGUCUUGGAGGCUGGGGCUGCCUGA
Molecule: messenger RNA, 1566 nt
Organism: Fusarium musae
Lineage: Eukaryota; Fungi; Ascomycota; Sordariomycetes; Hypocreales; Nectriaceae
Exons: 4
Coding region: 1-1566 (521 amino acids)
Biological process (GO): metal ion transport; transmembrane transport
Cellular component (GO): membrane
Molecular function (GO): metal ion transmembrane transporter activity
Source: RefSeq, a predicted model, not a curated record